Zychaea mexicana is the source of this 380-nucleotide messenger RNA. RefSeq names its product At2g23090 like protein. Bases 83 to 304 code for a protein of 73 amino acids. The transcript is spliced from 4 exons. Lineage: Eukaryota; Fungi; Mucoromycota; Mucoromycetes; Mucorales; Lichtheimiaceae. The record is from RefSeq and is a predicted model, not a curated record.
AAAAUAUGUGGCGGAGUUCACGAUUGUACAUCUGGCGAGCUUGCCUGGCUUUCUCGUCUUCUUUUAAAAACACACUGCUGAAAUGGCUCGUGGUGCUCAAAAGGAACAGGCUAGACAAAAGGCUCAAAAGGAAGCUGCCAAACGCGGAAAGCCCAAGUCGCAGCUCACUGCCCGUGCAGCCGGCCUACAGGUGAAAUGUCCCAAGUGCUUCACUAAUAUGCCAAACUACAAGCUACUUGUCCAUCACAUGGAGGCGAAACAUCCCAAGGACAAUAUCCCACCGGAAAGCGACUUUGCCUCAUAACAGAAAUGAAAAGAAUACCUCAUAUUUUGAUCACCUGACCUUCUGCUUGUGUUAUUAAGCGCUUAUUUGCUAUAUU